Knipowitschia caucasica is the source of this 549-nucleotide messenger RNA. NCBI's taxonomy places the organism in Eukaryota, Metazoa, Chordata, Actinopteri, Gobiiformes, Gobiidae. The record is from the annotation of a GenBank genome assembly.
AUGCAAACAUGUCAGAGGAGACGCAGAGGAGGGGAGGAAAAGGAGCAGAGAAGGGAAGGAGGUGAGGAGGAGCAGAGGAGGGAAGGAGAAGGAGGAGAGGAGGAUGAGCAGAGAGGCAGGAAACCAGUGUUGAGGUUAGCGCCCCCUGGAGGAUGCAGCCGGGACGUCGCCCUGAGAACCAAACAUUUAAUCAAGGACCAUUGGACGCCAGCGUUGUCCACCUGCACCACAUCAAUGCCAUUCAACAACAUCAACAGGAUCAACGGCGACAACACCAACCCACCCUCCCAUGGGACCACUUGUUCUCUCCAUCUCCCCUCGCUCACACUCAUUCCCAUGUGUCGCCUCUGGAUGCUUCCCUUUGUGUUUCCCUGCUCAUGUGGAGCGUCGGUGAAACUAUCAGUGCUGCUAUCUGCUAACUUUAGCACCUGUGCUAAAUUGAAGGCAGUGGUGUGGAAGAAGCGGCUUCUCCUCAUUCCCUGUGUAUCUGCUCCCAUCGCCCUCAUUCAGGCCUCGUCUGCAGCUUCAGGCUCUGAAAGAGCUUUCUGA